Molecule: messenger RNA, 1083 nt
Organism: Diversispora eburnea
Lineage: Eukaryota; Fungi; Glomeromycota; Glomeromycetes; Diversisporales; Diversisporaceae
Source: the annotation of a GenBank genome assembly
AUGCUCGAAAAAUUAACUGAAGAAAUGAGAAAGGAGCCUUUAUUGGAAUCUACAGCUGUACUUGAUGAGGGUAAUGACGGACAAAGUGUAAAAGACUAUUAUGAACCAUCAGGUUCUGCUAACGAAAGGAAGAUAACCAAUCCCUUUUUUUCGGACGAUGAGGGACAGGUGACCGUUGUUAUAAAGAAACGAAGAAAAAGAAAUUACCAUUCUGGAAUAAGGUUAGGAUAUAAUUUAAUUUUUAUCUCUAACUUUUUACAAGAGAAGAAUCGUUUACCUCAACCACUGCCUCCGACAGCUCAAGAAUUUGGAUCUUGCCUUCGGGUCAGAACGUUGAAGAAAUUAACAGCCACUGAAAAAGCCAUAUUGCGCUAUGGUGCAUCGAAUAUAAUUGAUUUAUCUGCUCACAUGAGUUGGUUUUGUGUCGAUGAUAAGAAGUUCAUCGUGAAAAAUUACAAAUCUAUGUUACGAAUUCCUGAACUGGCAGUCGAAGAGAAAUCAUUUGUUUUGAAAAUCGAGAAUAUGGUACAUGAAGGGAAAGUGAAUCAGGCGUAUAAAUACUGUAUGGAAAUUCAUAUUAAGUCAGAAGAAAACAGUUAUUUAUAUAAGAUCAGUAAAAUAACGGGGAGAAUCCUUUUGCCGUUAAGUAGGAGUGUGGACCAUAAGAAUGGACGUAAAUGUGAUGUUCAAUUUUUAUCAAUUUCAGGAGUGGAUCUUGGAGAGUGGGAGUAUUCUGUAAAGGCUGUUGCAACCAAGACCAUUGGUGAUAGAUGCCGUUCCGCUCGAAUCAAUCAAUCAAUUUUAAACGGAUUACUACAAUAUAAUCUCAAUGAUGAACAAGUUAAGGGUAUCCAAGUGCCUUUUUUGCAGUUUGGUGGCACAAGCGGACAAUUGUUAAUUGAAGAUCUAAUGGAAGGAUUUUACAUUUUUUUCCCGGACCCAGAAAAUUUAGAAACAACGCGUCAUGAAUUUGAUGAAAUUUUUAGUGAGGAUGAUAUAGUUGAUACAACCAAACCCACCCAUUAUAAAUAUAAAUGUAUUUGUAAACCGUGGUGGACUCCGAAAAGUAAAAAGUCAAAAUAG